Molecule: messenger RNA, 3109 nt
Organism: Bicyclus anynana (squinting bush brown)
Lineage: Eukaryota; Metazoa; Arthropoda; Insecta; Lepidoptera; Nymphalidae
Gene: l(2)41Ab
Product: coiled-coil domain-containing protein 40
Exons: 18
Coding region: 56-3109 (1017 amino acids)
Biological process (GO): axoneme assembly
Cellular component (GO): cytoplasm
Source: RefSeq, a predicted model, not a curated record
AAAACGUUUGAUACAGUUUUUUAUAUUUUGAAUCGAAAAGUUUCCAAAGAACGAGAUGGACGAGUGUUGUGAUCACGCACAACCAGAAUGUGCUUGUACACAAGAAGGAGAGUCGAGUGAAUUGCUAUCUGAUUCCUGUGAAUGCUUGAGGGAUGACCACGGCAUCGUCGUACACGAUGAAACCUGCCUCCUUUAUAAGAAUGAGACGAUGAUCUACCAGAGAGAAGAUGCUUGCGAAUGCGUGGAGCCUGGAGACGAAGAUGGAAUUUGCAAAUGUUGCGCGUGUCCUCUCGACCAAUGCAAGUGCAACAGAGUGGGACGGGAGGCGUUGGAUCGAUGGCGAAGCAAGCGGGACAUCGGCGCGAUGCCAGCGGUUCUAGAUGCUUCUCAUCCUCUGAUGAAGCGCUUCCAGGAGACGCUCACACGGUACCUCGAGAAAGAGAAUGAAAUCGCUGAAAAUGAAAUUAUGAGAUUGCGCGACGAACUCAAGCUCGGCAAGCAGCAGUACGACAAAGAUCUGGAGACGCUGUACCGGGAUGAUCACGACACCAAUGCUCAGAGAGCAAUGAUCGAGGAGUACGAAGCCUCGUUAGCGAAGAGGACAGAAGAACGUCUGCAGGCGGAGCUACGUGCUAAGCAAUCCAACGAGAACUACAAAAAGGCGAAAGAGAACUUAGAUCAAAACAUCAUUACUGAACGAGAAGCAUCUGAAGAGUUAGAAGCGCUGACGAUGCUGUGCCGUCAACUAGAAGCGUGGCGUGAGGAGACGGAGUCCGACCUCACCGUCAACCAGCGCGUGUCCGACAAGAUGCGAGUCGAGAAGAAAGCGUUGGCCGACGAGAAACGUCAACUUGACACAAUUAUCUACGGGCUCAGUACCGAAGUUUGGAAACUGGAAUCAAAACUGGAAAUGUUCCGAAAGCAAUUGGAAAUCAAAAAUGUUGAAAUGGAAAAGGUUAACGACAAGGUGACAGCGUAUGGAGCUGAAUUAGAAGACUUGGAGUUGGAAAAGAGACGUCUCGUAAGUCUGUGGAACUCUGUGCUGGUAAAUAUUCAACAACGGGACAGGGCGUAUGAUGCAGUACGAGAUGAUUAUAAAGCUCUACAAAACAACUACCACACUCUGCUGAACAACUUGGAGAUAACGAAAAAAAUGGCGAUGGACGAAAUGAACAAGGGGAAAGAGAUCGCAAUGAACAAGGACAAACUUACGUACGACUUGAAUAGCGCCACCAAAACGUUCGAAACCGAAGAUGGAAAACGCAUUGCUCUAGAGAGACAAAUAAAUGAACUGUCCGAGGCAAUAGAAAUGACUGAACGCGACGAAGAGCUCAUUAAAUCGGAAAAUCAAACAAUGAGGAAUAUUUUGAAAUCCACGGAGAAUGAACUCAGUCGUCGCACGGAACAGAAAUGUAAAUUGGAGAACGAAAUCCUCACGAACCUCCAGGAGUGUUUGCUCAAUGAUAAAGCUGUGGAGUCUAUGGCGAACGGUAUCAAGAAAAUGAGGGAAAUGUCUAGGAAACAGGAAAUAACUCUAAUGGCAAUGGAGAAUCAACACGCUAAAGUAAUGCUAGACAUUGAGGUGUACCGCAACAGACAAGCUAGGAACAAGUCUGUACUGGAAGAGAAUCUAGCCAAAGUGAAAGCGAGAGAGAAAGAGAUAGACGCUCUGCAGGAGGAGUAUGACCAUAAGACGCUAGUGAUCAUGAGGAAACAACGAGAGGUGGAUAUCAUUAUGAAGAAGUUCACUGCGCUGAAGGAGAUAUUUGAUUUGAAAUCUCCUCAAGAGCGUCACAUCGAAGAGUUGGAGCAGCAGAUCAAGGCGCUGCGCGAGCGCACGGAGAGCAUGCAGUGCGAGUGGCUGCGGCUGCAGGCGCAUGUGGUGAAACUGACGGCGCAGCAUCACAAGCUGGUUGCUGAUAUCAACCUUAUCAAUAAACAAAUACAAAUCUGCGAGCAGAAAACAAUGCGUAUACAAUCGGAGAGCGAACGUAUAGAGCAAGAGCGAACGCGAGUGGACCGCUUUAUGCGAGACCUGCGCGGACGCCUCGAGGUGUUGGAGCGAACGCGCAAGGAGGCCGCCGAUCGGAACCACGUCGCUCAGAGGGCCAACCUUGCUGUCACACACGAGUAUACCGCUAACCUGAAGGAUGCUGAAAGUGACAUAAUUCAGUUGGAAGAAGACAUCGAAGCUUACGAAAAGGAAAAAUUGAACCUGACGCAAGAACUGGAGAAAGCUCAGCGAGAAGCGCUUAUUUGGCAACGGAAGGGCAUUUUAGCGGUGGAUCUGAAGAGGAAUAUACAAAACGCCAAGUCUGCGGCCGGUGAGAUUGGUCAGAUGCGAGCUGAGAUUCAUAGGAUGGAGGUUCGUCGCGAACAACUCCGCAAAACUGGUGAGAAGUUAGCUGACGAUUUGGCUUUAUACGUAACUCGUCGAGAGACGGCUAUGGAGAAGAACAGAGCCGCAGCCGCAAUAGAGAAGGCGCACGGGUCUUCCCAUACGACGGCACAGUCUACUUACCAUCACAAACUGAGGCUGGCGAAGUCCGAUGUUGCUAGAGUUACUAAGGAUUUAACUGAAGCGAAGAAUCACAUGGAGCAAUUGCAGAAAGAGCAAGAGAGACUGGAGCAUGAGGUAGCCAACACAAGCGCCGCCAACUCACACUUGGAAGAAAAUGUUGCCACCCUGUUAAGCGAGUGCCGCGAAGCUGAGAAACAGAAGAAAUGGCUUCUCGAACGCGUGGUACGCAGCCAACGCGUCGGCAGCGAAUUGGCCACAGCCAUCAAGCGACAAUCUGUCCGAGUAAAGAAGUCGAAGGCGGCCGUACUGGAGGAGUACAACCAAGCGCUCGCACUCAACGAGCGUCUCAACAGCGUCGUGCAAAAACUGUUCCACGAGUAUCCGUAUCUGAGUGACCAAUUGGAAAUGAUAACUAACACCUUGAACAUACAUUCUCCGGAGGGCUCGCCUAGAUUCUACGAAGAUGAUUGUCUGUGUGAAGAACAGAAAGCAUGUAGGUGUGGGUGCCCAGUAGAAUGCACUUGUGCCUCAGAUCAUAUUCCUGAGAAACUGGAAUACGAUGAAAGCGACAAACCUGCGGAAGAAUGA